This is a messenger RNA of Solanum lycopersicum (tomato), 528 nucleotides long. The record is from RefSeq and is a predicted model, not a curated record. Lineage: Eukaryota; Viridiplantae; Streptophyta; Magnoliopsida; Solanales; Solanaceae.
AUGACACAUUCUCUUGGGCUCUCUGAACGAGCUACUCGUUCAGAAAAGCAUUAUAAAUUUACAUAUCAGAAAUUGUUGCAACUAAGUAAAGAACUUGAUGAACUUCCAUAUGAGGAUAAUGAUAAUGUUUGUGAUGAUCAAGUUAACGGGUCAAAUAAUGAUUUGAACUCAAGUGAACAAAGAGAAAAAUUUAGUUUGCUUGACCCUCCAUGCGUGGCUACUAAAGGACGUCCUCGUUCUUUGAGAAUGAAAAGUGGUUUAGAAAGUUCUCAGAAGGUUAAAAGAAGCUCUUCGCUGAAAUCAAAAAGAGAAACCAAAAUCAGAAAAAAAGGCAAAGGAGUAAGUUCACACAUUAAUGUUGAAAAGGAAUUCAAUAGCAGGGAAACAAUCAUUAAUGCAGAUCCUACAAUGGAAUUCUCAGCAUAUUCAGAACCUUUUGAAGGGCAAAGUGGUCGUGCUGAUUCAUAUCCAACCUCAUUUAUGGAUUUGAUGAGAGCAACUUCGUAUCCAUAUCAAAGAGGUUUCUAA